AAGAAGAAACUGAAAAUUCUGGAAGUUAAACAAAUAGGAAGAUUAUCUUUCUUUGACAGGGCCACAAGGCCAGUAAAUGAUUAGUAAGCCUCAAGUGGGUGUCUGGUGGGAAGCCGGCCUGGGUGAUAUCUGUAGCAGUGGGAGUCUUGUUUCAUAUGAGAUCCGAGACUCCAGCCCAGCAAUGCCCCGUGGCCUCUGGGAGAGAAGCUUUUGCUUGUGGGGGUCCCUUUUGUGGCUCAGCUUUGGAAAUUCAGGACACGCGCCUCCUGCAGCCCAGCCAAAGUGCACCGACUUCCAGAAUGCCAGCCUCCUCUGGGGCACCAACCUCAAAGUCCAGUUUCUCUUCUUUAGCCCUUCGGACCCUAGCUGUGGGCAGCUACUAGGAAAACUCAGCGACAUCCAAAACUCCGAGUUCAAUGCCACCUUGGGAACCAAGAUCAUCAUUCACGGUUUCAGGGCUUUGGGAACGAAGCCGUCUUGGAUUGGCGCCUUCAUCAGAGCCCUUCUUCGGGCGGCAGAUGUGAACGUGAUUGCCGUGGACUGGGUUUACGGCUCCACGGGCGUGUACUUCUCGGCUGUGGAAAACGUGGUGAAGCUGAGCCUCGAGAUCUCUCGUUUCCUCGGGAAGCUCCUGAUGCUCGGAGUGUCGGAAUCAUCAAUCCACAUCAUCGGCGUGAGUCUGGGGGCUCAUGUUGGAGGCAUGGUGGGACAUUUCUAUAAAGGCCAGCUGGGACGGAUCACAGGCCUGGACCCUGCUGGACCGGAGUACACAAGAGCCAGCCUGGAGGAACGUCUGGAUGCCACAGACGCCCUCUUCGUGGAAGCCAUCCAUACAGACACUGACAAUCUGGGUAUUCGGAUUCCCGUUGGACACGUGGACUACUUCGUCAAUGGAGGUCAAGACCAACCCGGCUGCCCCGCAUUCAUUCACGCAGGUUACAGUUAUCUGAUCUGUGAUCACAUGAGAGCCGUGCAUCUCUACCUCAGUGCCUUGGAGAACUCCUGCCCGCUGAUGGCUUUUCCCUGUGCCAGCUACAAGGACUUCCUUGCUGGGCACUGUCUGGACUGCUUUAACCCUUUCCUGCUCGCCUGUCCAAGGAUUGGGCUAGUAGAACAAGGUGGCAUCAAGUUCGAGCCACUUCCCAAGGAAGUGAGAGUCUACCUGCAGACCACAUCCAGAGCCCCAUACUGCGUGCAUCACAACCUGGUGGAGUUUCUCCUGCAGGAGCCAAGGAAAAAGGACACCAACAUUGAGGUCACCUUUCUCAGCAGCAAUAUCACUUCCUCGGUGAAGAUUACCAUACCCAAGCAGCAGCUCCAGGGCAGAGGAAUCAUAGCCCACCCCAGCCCACCGUGCCAGAUAAACCAAGUGAGGUUCAAGUUCCAGGUCCCCGGGAGAGUGUGGAAAAAGGACAGGUCUACGAUUGUGGGGGAGUUCUGCACUGCGCCCCUGCCCGUCCACGACAGCAAAAACACAGUGUGCUUACCGGAACCAGUGAAGUUGCAAGCAAGUCUGCCUGUCUUUCGUGACCUGAAGACGGCCUGCGUGUAGCGUAAGCCUGGCCAGGAAGCAUCGGCCUGGACAUGUUUGAGGACUGUGUGGUGAGGGAUGUACAGGCAACUUGUUCUAGACCAUUACUAAGGUGGAAGGUCAAACUCUGGGCUGUUUUCCCCGUAAGUAGUGAAGGGAAGAGAGGGCCCAUUGUGCAAAACUUGAUCUCAGCUAUGCAUAGAUUUCUACAUAACUGCAGUUACCCCAUAUUAUCCUGGACAUCUGUACUUAGUAUUCAAUGGAAACAUACACAGAGAAAUGUGGUGUUUUUUUUUUUUUUUAAAUAAAAUAUCAUGGAAUGUC
Messenger RNA from Jaculus jaculus (lesser Egyptian jerboa), 1855 nucleotides. It is a transcript of the gene Pla1a, whose product is annotated as phospholipase A1 member A. The transcript is spliced from 11 exons. The record is from RefSeq and is a predicted model, not a curated record. Lineage: Eukaryota; Metazoa; Chordata; Mammalia; Rodentia; Dipodidae. Gene Ontology annotation, molecular function: lipase activity; carboxylic ester hydrolase activity. Bases 77 to 1552 code for a protein of 491 amino acids. Gene Ontology annotation, biological process: lipid metabolic process.